GGUAUUAUUAAUGCAUACUCAGUGGAAUAUGAGGCACUGAAAAUUGCAGCCAGCAAUUCGUCAAUCAUACAAAAUAUUUCAAUCAACGUGCAACAGUUUGACUUUUCGGAGAGUUUCCAUCUGUUUAAUCAAGGUAUGAUGACUGGGAGUAAUUAAUGCUGUCAAGAACGGUAAACACAAAUACAAAAAACGUUAUACUUGUGACACAAAUAAUUACGCCAGAAAGCCAGGACCAAAAUCUUUGAGUUAAUUACUGGAAGGUGCAAGCAUUUUUCCCGAUGUUGUAAACGGUCACAUCGUCGAGUUGCGAAUAGCAGCUAAUGCGUUAAAUAUGUGCAGGAUUAUUAGUCUGUAUACCUAUAAUUCAUUUUUGUAAGUUUAUACGCUGACAACAAUGUCUGUAAACGGAAAAUCGCUAAAGGCGCUCAGUUAAAUCUGAAUAAUACUGUUGGACAAUUAAAAUCAGAAUUGUCAUGAGCAAAUUUCUACCGCCUGUGAGUCUCAUUAAGCUUAAGUGACAUCCGAGUUCGACAAAAUAAACCGAGAAAAAAACACUGUUUACUGGGUUUGGACCUUAAGAAGCUCCUCCUUUGCCGUUUACUUGCUAAUUUUCAGCAAUAAUAUCUCUUUCAGCAUUAAAUCUUAUUCAACAAAACAUAGCUGUUCUUAUAGAGGGAAGCAAGGCGAAAACCCCAGCAUGUGCCUUCUCUAUAAUAACUGGCAUUCCUCUUAUCAAGCUGCAAGAAAACAGCCAUCCAUUCGAACAAUGUGGAAAUGCAAUAAAGAUGGCAGCGGACUACAGAGACUUUACGCAUGCCUCACUUGAUAUCCUGAGUGCAUUCCAAUGGCAAACGAUUGCAUUAGUAUUUGAUGGUAAAAUUCAGCUUGUGUCUUUAUUAGAAUGAUAAUUGUGUUGGUUUAAUUGUCUAUUCAAAGAACUGCAUUUUAUACAUACAAUGUCUGUAUAGCUUGAUGAUAGGAUUUGUAGCUCGUUGCAUAGCAAAGAAAAUUAUCUAAUUUUCUAUGCGGACGUCACAUGUACAAAUGGUUGCAAAUGACUAACGCUAUUCAAAGAUUUUUUUGUGGGGGGGGGGAGGGGGGAAUAAAAUAAUAGGGAAAAACAUUAUUUUUCUUUUCUUUUCUUUUUUGAAUCAUCAUAAAUUCUAAUACCUACAAAGGAUGAUAUAGGAGAAGUUUCAAUUUAUCUUAAACAAACUCUCUUAACGGUUUACUUUUAUUCUGUUUCUUUUUCCUUUUCCCGGAAACCAGGUUGAUUCUAGAAAAGCUGAAACAAUAAAACAGAUUUAUCUUCUCUCUUUUUAGAAAAACGUACGUACCAGGCCAACUAUUUUUACGCGCUGUCUCGAAAAUUAACGGUGCCAGCACUAUCUGUGAAGCUAAUCCCUUUUACUGGGCAAGGGAGACCUGAAGACACAAUGGGAUCUAUUUUGGGAACGAUGGAUGAAUUAAGAAGUAUUGAUCCCGAAAUAAUUCUGCUCUACGCUACAAGGGAAAGCACUGAACUCUUUCUACAACAGGUAAUAGUCGAUGUAGCGUUAUUUUCCGUGAGCACUAUGUUCUUGAAGACCCUUGACUUUGAUCAAGAGACAUCCGUCAAGUUAUGUUUAAAUAGCUGAAAGGAUUUUUUGCUAAGACUGUUUUAUGUUUUAUAAAGUAACAAAGAAAAUUUUGCAUCGACAGUUGUUAUUUUGCUGUUGUUGUUGUUGUUGUUGUUGUCGUCGUAGUAUAAAGAAUCCAACUUUUUUUUUUUCUCUCACAAAGAAACCAUGCAACCACAAGAAAGGUUUCAAAUGGAUACUUCAGAGAGAGGUAUGAAAAGGGAGAUGUCCAAGUAAGGAACUUAAAAACAUUUAGAGAAUAAGACCGCCAACUCAUCAUCAUCAUUGUCAUCAUCAUCAUUAUUAUCAUAUUCAUUAAAAUGAUCAUCACUAUCAAUCAUAAAUUCAUCGUCAUCAUUAACUCAAUCAUCGCGAGCGAAAAUAAUCCGGUGUUCAAAACUAAUCUGUGAGAGAAAAAAAAACUGUCAACGCAGCACACUGCACAGGGCGCCUCGAUUUUCAUACAAUUUUUUAGAAAGAGUCUAAGUUAUUGAUCAAUCCUUUUUCAUCAUUCUCAACACGAUGUAUAUACAUUUUUGGCUUUCAGACCUCAUUAAACUUAAGCAGCCAUGGAAACAAUUUGGUUCUAACAAUGAAUUUUCCAUACAUCAAAACCCAAGUUUUUGAGAAGAUGGAGAACAACCUCAAGAAAAUCUACAACAAUACCAACAAGGUAUGUCAUGCUAUUCUGUGAUUUGAUACAACCCCUGAGAAAGCGUUCUGUUAGAGAAUCGAAGAUUAUAAUUCUUUACAAAGUUAAUAACGGCGUUUGAUGUUUUUUCUAGUAUUGAUGUGUCUUCACGCACAACCCUUAGGGGUGUCUUUUUUGAGGAAUAGUGUUGGCUUUCCGCCGUCCUGAACAACCUAUUAGCGAGGCCAAAAUCUACAAUUUUCACCUCUAAGCGAGACGAUGAUUAUCCACGUCACUUUAUCGGAGUCCUCCCAGCUGGGGUAGCCUAAUUUAUUUCGCUUUGAAAUUAAUAAUGAAUCAAUGAAUAGGCUCUUUUCGAUGGAAUUAAUCGAGAGAUGCUUAUUUUUUUUCAGGGGCUUCUAGCACUAGCUGACGAUUCCGUCCAAGUUCUAAAGCAAGCACUGAACGAACAGCCAUGCUCUUCUAUUAAUGGGAAGGCCGUUACUAUGAACGAUACAGCGAAAAUAUUAGCGUGCAUAAGAAAGGUGACCAGCGUUGAAAGAUAUUGGAACGUUAUCAUAUCAAAGUCUGAUUUUCAGACGUUUUACAAAUCCCUUAAUUGAAUCGUAGCCAGGAUGAAACUGAUUACGACAAUUGACACUUGAAUCUCAUUCAACUCCACGUGGCAAUUCACGGAAGCUAUUAAUAUUUUUUAGUUAGAUUAGCAAAAACCCCUUGAUAUUAUGGGUUAUCUAGGACUAUGACAUUUAUUAAAAGGUAAUUCAAGGUAAUUGACCUUGACUUUCAAUAAUGAGUUAAAAAUUUUCAUUUAUUAACUAGUCUUAACUGCCCGUUCCUCUAGCUUUUUAAGUCUCUUGGCUCUCGUCAUUACUGUGUCUUCACCCAUGACCACUGUGUUUAACAGGUCGAUAUGUGUGGCAGAACAGGAAAAGUCAAGUUUGACGAGAAAGGAACUAGAAAAGAGAUUAAUCUGGAAAUUCUGAACCUACAAAACAAUUAUUUUAGAGGAGUAAGUAUUCCCCAUUGUUUAACUUAUAUAUGGUGUGCUUUGUAAUUGCCAGCAAAACUGCUGGCGUACAAUUUAAAGUAAUAUUAUCGCUUGUAUUCAAGAUAUAGUGUAGGAGAGAAUACAUAAUUAUAUCGUGCCUUGACUGUUUCUAAGAAAACGAUACUUUUCUAGAAUGGAGCUAAGACAUUUCUUUGUUGUCCGGACCUAUCGUAAUAUUUUGUUUCUUUAUGUAAUAUACUUUUAACUAUGAAGAAACUAACAAUUACGAUUCUAGGCCUAGACACUGACUAGGCCUGGCGAGUCAGUGUAAGGCUCAAGGUAAUUAUUUUCCUGUUUUUCUUAAGAACAGUGCAAAACAUAUUUCUAUAGAACAUCUUUACCCAGCACAGUAUUAGCAUGUCUGAGAGUUAUUUAUCAUAUGAACUAGCAACAUUAAUUGAAUGAUCAUGAUAAUUGAACUCCAUUGUCGCUCGUAGAUAGGUACGUGGAAUUCAACGACAGGUGUUACGAUGUUUGGAAAUAUUUUACGUAAUUCAAUACCUUCAUCUACUGCAGAAACUUUGGAAGGGAAAAAGUUGAGAGCUGUCAUAGUGGAGGUAAGGAAGACUUUAAUUAAGACUGUCAUUACGAGAUUAGCUAUGGGUACAAAAAAUGAAUAAUAUAACACAACAGAUUCGAAGCAAAUGCUUAAGUCCAGGGGGAUUAACUUGUAUGUCCUUGAGUUGAGGUAUGUUUAGUAUCAUGUUAUGAAGCCGGGGGUUAAUUAAUCAUACUAAUAUCAUAGGUGAGGAAUUACGCCUUAAUUUUGGCGCGAAAUUUCAGCGAUGAUUUGUAAUUUCACAUGUGAAAUUACAAAAUUGCCAUGGCAACCUUCCUACGUCUCAGUGUCAAGAUGGCGACGAAGUUUUAAAAUGCCAUGAAUGAAGAUGCCAGGGCAUAUAAAGACGCUUUAGAAAACCUGAACACACGAAAGAGCACAUCAAGAAGGAUUCUAACAGGCAUUUUGUCGAAAAAUUCUAAACUUGAGUCAAAUUUAAGCUCUAAACUUUCGAGAGAGUGGAGUUCUCGACGAUCCAAAAUAAACAUGUCAAAAAUCCAAUUCAAGAUUGCUAACGUAAUUCGUCACCCAUAAUAUUAUUAGGUAAUCAAAUGGUAUGCUCGUGAAAUUAGGGAAUAAUUUUACUUGCGUUUUGUCCAAAUCCUAAUAAUUUCCCUCGCCUAAAGGCUCGGGAAAUUAUAACGAUUUGGACAAAACGCGCGUGAAAUUAUUCACCAAUUUCACUCGUCACCAUUUGAUUACACAUACAAAUUGGCCUUUCUAUUCCUUUUCCUUCUCCAAAACAGAACGAACCUUUUGUUAUGAAGAAACAGGAUGGUGACAACGUAUGGUAUGAAGGAUAUAGCAUCGAUCUUUUCAAAGAACUGGCAAAAAUUCUCAAAUUUACAUAUGAGUUCUACCCUACGCCUGACGGAUAUUAUGGCGCUAAAACAGAAAAUGGAACAUGGAACGGAUUGGUUGGAGAGCUCAUAGGAAAGGUAGAUUAUUUUGUUUAUGAAAAUUUAUACCCAAAAAAAUGUGAUACCAGGGUUGAGACUUCAGAAACGAGCACUAGACGACCCUUGGGAGGGGAGUACUUGGAUUAAUUUUUGCUGGCUAUGUGCCGCUGGCCUCUCAGAAUCCCUGGCCCAUUUUAGUCUGAUUUUCAGAUUUUUUCAGCUUCUGAUUUUUUUAAUAUUUAUUGCACUAUUUCAAGAGUUUACUAUGAAACAAAUUACAAAACAUUACAAAUUAAAGUAAAAAACCAUUGAAUUAGUACAUAAAUCUAUUCUGUGGCCGUAUUAGAGACCCCAUUUUAGUCACCUUUAGGUAAAAAAAGCAAUUUUUGCAAUCCCAGCUUAGUCACAUCUACCUCACAAUAUACAAACCCCAUAAUAGUCAACCCAGGCGUGAAAAUGGAUAGACGACUAGACGAUAGACGACCUAGACCGAAAGUGAUUACUAACAGAACAUGGAAAUAACAAUAAGUGAGCUCCAUGAGCUACUUUAAAAUUCAAAGAGAUACAGCCUCUACUCUUUUAUUAUUGGUUUAGAACGAUUAUUUGGUCGCGAAAGAUGAAUGUUUCAAAAAUAGCUUGGAAAUCCUAUAUGUUGUCGUGACCCACUGCCCUAUAAGGGAGAUAGAGGUCUGGCGCGAGGUUCCUUCGUAACAACAUUUUCAUUAACAGGAUUUGCCUCUUUUUUUUCUCCUUAGAGAGCUGAUGUAAUCGUAGCUUCACUAACUGUCACCGAACGUAGGGCGAAGGUGGUGGACUUCACUGUCCCAUUCAUGUUUUACACUAAUGAUAUUUUAAUGAAGAAAUCUUCAAAGGAAAACCACGAUUUGUUGCAGUUCAUGAGCCCAUUUCACAAUAGCGUUUGGUUCUGCACUUUGGGCGCGCUGGUUCUAAUUUCAGUAGCCGUGUUUGCAAUAAACUACUACAGUCCUUAUGGGUACAAAGACGAAAGUGGUCGUCGAACCUCGGAUGAGUUCAGCUAUUUCAAUAGUCUGUGGUUUGCUGUGGCCUGUAUGCUGCAACAAGGCGGUGAUAACACGCCACGAAGCUUAUCAGGUUUUUCCUUCUUCUCGUUCUUGUUGUUGAUUGCUUUAAAGUUGUAUCCAGCUAUAGCUAAUUUAACCCACGAAAAAUAUGCAAAAUAUAAUACCUGAUAAUAAAGAAAAGUACCUAGUUUCUUUGAUGACGGCUUUCAAUUUUACUUAAAACUGUUAAGCGCGUAACUGUGGCAAUCAACAUCCUCGACAAAACUUUAGUUCAGUGUUGCGAAGAAAAGGCAACUCCCGUGCUCCGAUCUUAAGCAACUGAGAAGGGCAAAAUACAAAAUUAAAAAGCAUGGACCUUCACUUCGUCUGUUUAUAAUGCUAAUUCAACGAUAUGCAUUCCUUUUAUUUUAGGCCGAAUUCUGACCGGAUGUUACUGGUUUUGUAUUUUGAUCUGGGUCUCAACGUACACUGCCAAUCUGGCCGCCUUCUUUACCGUAAAAAACGCGGAGCGCCCUAUUAACAACCUGAAAGACCUGGCAAAUUCAAAUUAUGAAAUCGGAGUCAUUCAUUCAGGUGCAACCUACCAGGCUUUUAAAGAAAGCCAAUACGAGACACACAAAACGAUUUGGCAUAGGAUGGAGGCUGCAAAUACCUUCCUCCCCAGCAUAGCUGAAGGUGUUCAAUGGGUCAGGGAAAGGGAAAAAUUUGCUUUUAUUUCUGAAGGACUCACUCUUAGGCAUGCGGCUAAGAAGCCACCUUGCAACCUUAAAACAGGUAAUUAUUUCACAUUCGUUGAAAAAAAUAGUCUGUCUGUAAAUUUGGAAACUUUAGUCCUUAUCGAAUUACAUGAGUGCAUGUGAAUAUUCAUUCAAACACUGUAACCCAACUCCAGUAGACUGCUAUAUACCAGCAAGUUAUGAUAAUUUUAUCAGCUUGAUGUCAAACAACCAGAGAAUCCUUAGUAUAAUCGGCCCUCUCAACUUAUUGUAUUCUAUCGUGUCUAGUAUUUUCCUAAUAAAAACAGUUAUCUAUCACACUUGAACCUAACUUUUUUCCUUUUCCUUAGUAAAAAAAAAGUUUGAUAGAGUCGCUUCUUUGUGUUAACUAUUGAAUUAGUUAUUAUGAAAAAAAGACACACCGUGCAAAAAUAGUUGGCAGUUGUUUACCAUGGUCAUAUAAGAGGUAUUAGGUCGUGAAAGCCACCCUAACAAAAUAAAAGAUAUGGAAAAUGCAUGUUGGAGGCCAUGUACAACAUAUAAGAUUGCCAUGGCUUCACAACCAUUUCAUUAUUACCUUAGUUUGUUUGUUUGUUUGUUUCUACAAAUGGUUCUUGCUUGUUAGUUCCAGGUUUAAGUUCCACCAGUGGGUUAGCAUUCGCUCUUCAAGCAAAUGAUCCUCAUACCAGGGAAUUUACGCUGGCUAUUCUACGUCUUCAAAGGACUCAUGUUCUCGAGGAUUUGUAUCGAAAAUGGUGGCAAACAUCUAACAGUUGUGUUGAUGAAGAGAAUACACGUAAGAAUAACUUCAUGGGAUCUGAGAGAAUUUCGAGCUUUAUUUCCGAAAGAGAAAUGAGGUAGCACCGGUGUUAAAUCAAGCUAAUUCGAAAAUUGGGAAACUUUUUUGAGGCUCAGAACUUGAUAAUGACAACCCUUGUAAGGAAAACCGAUAUUACAGAAUGGUCUUCAACAGAUCGACUCCCUUUUUUCCUCAGUUUACCCGGCGUUACAUAGGCAUUCAUGAUAGGUCAGACAAUAGUUUGUUAUUGGCUAAGUUAACAAGACAAAAUGAUUCUAUAGAGCAGCUUAGAGUCUCUGCUUUUAGGUACUUUAUCAAAGGAGCACAGCAAAGGAUAUUUAAGAGCUGUGCACCUGACCUUUAUAACGUAAUAUGGGGGUAAGAUCCGGGAUAACUGAUGCGGUCUCAUCUCAAUUGCAUUUUGUUAACUAGUGGUGGACUUUACACCCUAUUAUUAUUUAUGAAUGUUCCUGCUUUCAGUAAACAUUGUCGUCUGUUUUCUUUCAUUUCAGUUUUGGCUCAGAAGCAAAUUGAUCUGAAAAGUAUGCUUGGUGUGUAUAUUGUUCUUCUUGGUGGGAUAGUCUUUGCAUUCAUCACACUAAUAGCCGAGAUGUACUGGGAGAGAAGAAUAAGAAGAAGAGUUCUUAACACGUUUAGAAGGUAAUUUUAAAAAAAAUAAAAACUGAGGACAAUGGACCAAACAUACUGCACUUAAAAUUAUUGGCUAACGAUGAUUAAUGAACUAAGAUUUUACUAAUCAAAAAGCACUGGCAUGCCAGCUAUUCAAAGUAAUUAGAAAACGAAAAGGACGAUGAUUGUUAUAUUAGCUUAUAUUCUAACAUUUUUACUUUUUUACCUUUUUUUUCACUUCUAGAUGUAGGACAAAGAUUUCUGCUGAAACGAAUAGCUAGAGAAAAAAUUUAUGAAACACACUUUUCGUGGCAUUGAAAUAAGCAAUGUUCAGUGUGUCAAAUCUACCUUUAGCAAAUUAAAUGUCUGCUGUAUGAUUAAUGAAUGAGGUUGAGUAGGAUCCACCGAGGCCGAAGGCCGAGGCGGAUAACACCCUCCGAGAUCUGCAUAAUUCUUUAUAUCCUACGAAAGCCGAAUUCAUUAAUUGCUUUAUUAUUCAUUCAAAAUAAACAAGCUAUAACAUGCCGUACCUUCGUCGAUGUUAAGUUCACCUCGAUAGUGCACGCUUAGAAGAUAAAGGGCUGUUCACGUCUGCAAAUAUACUUCAAAUAGCAGAUGUUGUCCGUCGAGUUGUUUUCUUGCUAUGUUUUUAGUCGAUAGUUCGUCGUGAAACGAGUAAAAUAUUCCGCCGACUGUUCGGCCAUUUUUCUUUUCACAACCAAAACAACUCAACCUCGUCCCCAGGUCUUCUCGGUUAACGGUGCAUUAACCUGCAACUGUGCUGCACUUUUGACGUUAUCGGUUGAUUAAUUGCUAGAUUCUUCCAAAUUUGGUCAACAGUAGCUGGUUACGGUGACUAAUGCGAUUGCUUUUAGCCAAUCAGAAACGGAGAAAUAUUUUGAAUGAAUAAUAAAUGAAUUUAUAAUGCCAGUGUAUAGCAGUAACAAUACUGGCUGCAUGUCCUGAAUUACUUGGGGUAUAGAUAUUGCUGUAUUAUAUUGUUAUUUGUUGUAAGGUAAAGUCAAAUUAAAUGACGCUUUCAAUUGUAUCUAUAAACAGUGUGUGGUUAGUUUAUAGUACUCCCUCAAUCAUCUUGUCACGGGGUCUCUAAAGUUGUGAAACUGCGAAUUUUUGCUUAUAUCUUUUUCUUAACUCUCUAAAAGCCGCAACGUGCUAUUAUGCUUUUAUUAACAUGUUAACUUUUUAAGCAGAAAAUAUCGUACGAUAAAGCUACAUUCGAUAAAUGCAUGCUUUCAUAAAGUCCUAUUUGAACUUACUUACAUGGAAUUUCUGAGAUGAAGUUGGGCUAUCGUCUUGAAUGUUUAAAAGCUAUAACCAACUGCAAAAAGGCUUGAGGUGACUCCGCAAUAUAUUUGGCCUAAGUAAUUGGUAUUUUUCGGACUUUGCAAGAAUUAUUCCGCUGUCACCCUUAUAAGGUUUGGGUUAAUAAGGCUUCCAAAAUCGUAAAAAGCAAUUGCAAUGAGAACUUUGAAGAAGGAAGAGGGGGAAUCCCUUGUAAUUUUGUCUCCGAUGGACACUGAAGUUACGAAAAAGUUUUCCUUUUUUUUUUCUCCAGCAAAAGUGUGUCAAACUUUUGACACACCGUAAUCUAUGAUGCUUGACCUGCGCAGUACAGUCAAGGUUUCUAUGGAGUAGAAAACAUAAAUACAUGAAGAUAGUGCAGAUUGCUUGUAAAUCAUUAAACACUUUUAUGUACUGAUGAUUCCUGAUGUAUUUUAUGUUAUGUAAUGCAUGGAUGAGAGGAUAACAGCAGGCUUUUGUCUUACAUUGUACAAUGUAUAGUAAGAUUAGGCAUCACCCUUUUGCUCUAUGUUCAAAGUUAUCUACAAUUUUGAAUACAAGACAAUAACAUAUUACCGUACAAAAGUUCUUUCGGUUGCACAUAGUUCAUAACCACCACAAUCCAUAACGUAGCAGUCCUAGCUGUUAAUUACCUAUAGUAGCCCACUUUUAAAUGAUAAGAAUUCAAAUGGGUUGGCCUGCAAACAGUUAGUCUCGCCUUUUGAAAGCAGAUGUCUUAUCAAGUGGGUUCUGAACGUCCAAUUGGUAGGGGUCAAUGCGUUAACAAAUUUGGUUGCCUGACUAGUCAAACCGAAUAAGACAUAAUUAUUAACCUCAAGGUAAGUAUAAUUUUCUCAUUUUUUCUCGCUUUUUAAACUUAAUUUUUAUUUAUCAAACCUAAAUUUCAUUUAGCCUCUCCACUAUAAACUUUUAUUUUACUUUAUUUUUAGGAAAUUAGCACACAAUCUGUAUACCAACAUUUUUAGGACCAAUUUAUUAGCUUCAAUGAGUUACGCGAAACAGUGAUAAGAAAAUUAGAGAAACUGAUGUUGGAAAUUGGAAUAUACGGUAAAUAUACAACAAAGGAAUUAUACCAGAAGUGCUCAUAAAAAUAUAAUCUCCUAAGUUUCAAUAGUUAUUGUUGGAAAAGUAAAUUUACCGUACGGUUAUAACGACUUGAAGCCGAUCUACGCUAUGGUUACAAGAAUAAUUGAUGUUGUUUGGAAUUCAAAAUAGAUUUUUUGCAUUUUGCACACAUUAUAAUUUCAUAUAGAAAAAAAAUUAUUUCUUAAAAGGUAAAUAGCUGAAACUGGCCGCAUGGAACUAGAUUCCUGAUCUUUAUUAGCUGGCAUUCAAGUUUGCCAAAGUAAAGAAGAAAAAUCAGCUGCUUCCACGUAUAAUUAAGGAGAUCUCGCAAGAGGAUAUACCCACGGUAGGAAACUUAAAACGUUGUUUGUGUGUGCUAUACUCCUACAAGAAAGAUAACAACAGUUACUUUGGUGGCCUUUUUCAUUUUUAAAAGCCCCACUGAUUCAUUUUUUUUUUAUUCCCUCUCUAGUUGACUGCACUUGGUAGUGCUCUAUUUUUCUUAAUUUGUAACAAAAAGAUGCGUUGGAAUAGUGUCUUUAUCUUUACAUUGGUAAUUAUAUUCACGAUCCUGGCGAAUGUGAAAACGACAAAUAGAACAUUUACUUGCGGUAGGUCUGGAUAAAAGGUAGCUCUCAGAUAUAAUAUUUUCCAUAUCUAAUUGUAAUAUGUAGUACCGGUCAACUAUGUUCACUAGAUUUUCAGAAUUUAUGACAACUUUCUAAAACCUUCAUACUGCCAGCUCUUAAUGGAUGAAUAUCUAUCACGACAAUAAUUUCAGUUCCUAAACCGAAUAAAACCAAACAUAGUUCUUUUAAUUUUUAAGAUCUUGCUUGUUUCUUUUUCAAGAAAACCUCUUAGUGCAAGGAGUUCUAGACCUCGACAGGACCAGAAUGAGUCACUUUCAACCGACAAAAAUGCAGUGUAAUAUCAAGUGUCAAAACGUUUCAGACCUCGCUAUUUCAGAUGAUCUUCACGGACUUCUGGCUCCUAAAGAAUCCCUCAACUGGAAAAACCAGUUUCCAUGUUCUCAAAAACACUCUCUCUAGAAAUUGCAAGACCUAACUUGCUUACAUGUGAAAGUAUUUCGAAAUUUUAUUGUUGAAAGGCCAAGGCAACCACCAAAACAGAACAGUUAAUAAAAACGUAUAAGGAGUUAAUAUUUAACUUGAGCCUUGGACUAAAUUUCCACUCUGUCAACCGUCAAACGCUCUAAAAUGAAACUGCCAUCCGUCAAAAUUGAAAAAAAAAACCGUCAACUGACGUCAAAGCUACCACCUCACUGAGACCGUAUAGGUUGUUCCGCCUUCUCCCGUGCACGUUACUUUCCACAAUGCUUUGAUCACGUGCUGUUGUAUCCUGAGCGGGAUACAACUGCCUGAUUCUUGGCAUCACCAUCGGGAUACAUAAUAUGUAUUUUGUCAAGGCCACGUGACCAAGCAUCAACCAAUGGCAGUCCCUUCUUAGUAGAAUGAAACUCUGGGAAUAUGUCAAAUAACGUUUUACGAUAGUCAAGCUUAAUUCUGUGCAAGGAAAGGAUAAUUGCCAUAACUUUGUCUGAUUUCUAUUCUUUCCAUAGCUGUUAUAAAUGUGCACUCAGUAGAAUGUGAUUCAGUUAUGAUUGCUCUUAGUUCCAAUUCGUCAACGGAGAAUAAUAUUACACUUAACGUUCAAAAGUUCGACUUCUCAGAGAACUCCCACCAUUUCAAUCACGGUAAGCGAUAGUAAGCAGUGACAGAAGAAAUUUAUAGGAAGAUAUCAGAUCAGCAUAUAGGGCAAAAAAGAAACACAAAAUGGAACAAGUUGUAUAUUAAUGCUUUACACUGCAUGACUUAAAAUCGAAAUCGCAUCCAGUGGAUUGGAUAAACUAUUAAUAUUCGCCUCAGUGCAGUUUAUUAGAGCGCUGAACUGGUCCCGAGUUCAAUUCCCGCCCUGACCGCUAACUGGAUUUGUUCUCAGUAGUCCCGAGAUCAAAUCCUCGACCACUGUUGUAAAUAGUCAAAAAUGGUUUCCCUCCGGCCAGAUGAGAUUAGUUAACCCCAUUAUGUUUGAUUUAAAUUACUUGUUUCUGGGUUCUGUUCCACCCCACUAGCAUUAGUACUAGAAAUACUGUUGUUUUAAUCUCUUCUAAACCGGAGUGUUUAUUCGCUAUAUUUCAAUGAUAUCAAAAAAGGAUAGUUCUUAUGUAAACGGGUUUGGUUUCUUUUAACAUGGCCUACAAAGAAGAACUGAUUGGUGCUCUUGAAAACUUAAUAACAAAAUAAAGAAACUGUGAUUGUAGUGAAAACCCAGCGAUUUUGCUACCCAGAGUUUUAGCCAAUCUCAGUCUCCUUCCGCAGAAUAUUCAAAUUUUAAAAUAUAGACGUUGCUUCUUAAUUUUUGUUUAGUCGCUUAACUUUAUUUUCAGCGUCAGCAUUUAUUGCACAAAACGUCGCCGUUCUUAUAGAGGGAAGCAACACAAAGAUUCCCGCAUGUGAACUCUCUAAAAUUACUGGCAUUCCUCUUAUCCGACUCUAUGAAGACAACAGGCCAUUCGAACAAUGUGGGAAAGCAGUGACCAUGGCAGCAGACUUUAAAGACUACGCCUAUGCCUCACUUGAUAUAUUAAGCAAAUUCCAGUGGCAGAAGAUUGCACUAGUAUUCGAUGGUAAAAGUUAUUCUACUAAUAUUAUACACUUAAUGUCAGAUACCGAGGGAAACAAUUAGUUUUUUUUUCCCGAGAGUCCUGAUGUUUCCCGACACGAAGUCGAGGGAAACAUCAGGACUCGAGGUAACAAAUGAAUAACCGGUAUAACAACACAAAUCUAAUUCUCAGAACCACUGAAUGAAUGAUUUAGAAAGUACUUUCCUUAUAUUAUCUGCAUCUUUUUCCUCCACUAGCUCCUGUUUCUUUUCUGAGAUAACUUUAAAAAUCGUUGCUUUUUACCUUGAGGCUUUGUGUUUGUGUUGUUGUGUUCAAUCACGAAAAUGAAAACUGGCGGUGUUUUUCCCGCCUUCUUCCACUUUCCACCAUGCUUUGAUCACUUGCUGUAAUGUAUCCCGAGGGUACAUUGCUUAAUGUAUCACGAUCGGGAUACAUUUGAUUUUAGUGAAGGCCACGUGACCAAGAAUCAACCAAUGGCAGUCCCUUUUUAGUUGAGUGAAAGUCUAGGAAUAUAACAAUAAGUGAUGAUAUUCCUCACUGAAAACGGGCAACAAAAACGUGGAACCUGUUAACAUUGCUACAAAACGAGUUGAAAUUAAUUAGUUUGUAUAAAAAGCCAACUGGAAUUUAAGAAAAUCAGGCUGCCAUAGAUUUUUUUAAUAUUGGGUUUAUGUUGUGUUGCCAUAUUUUUCUUUAUUAAAUAUGCUCUAAGAUGCAAGUUCUCCAAAAAAUAAAAAUUUUCUGUUUCCUUGAAAAAUUUGGUGUCACUAAUUUUACCACCAUUGCCCAUUUUCCUCCGUACGCAAUUAUGCAAAGGGUGUUGCAAAGACGCUCGACUGUAUGAACGAAACGUUUUCAUUACCACUGAAAAUUUCUCACAAAAAUCACGAAAUAAGAUGAAUAAUCUAAAAUGACUUGAAAAUGAAACCUAUCUGUUAACAGAUCACAACGUAACCAAUUAACACCAGAAGAUGAUUUACCUUAUAUCCUUUAGAGAACCGUUUUCAAGUAGCGAGUUAUUUUUACGUCCUGUCCGGAAAAUCAGCACUGUCUGUAAACUUAAUCCAGCUCGCUGGGGGAGACCGAAACGCAUCAAUUUUGGCAGCGAUGGAAGAAGUUAGAAGACUGGAACCUGAAGUUAUACUGCUUUUUACUACAAGGGAAAACACUGAAAUCAUGCUACAGCAGGUAAUGUUUACUUAAAGACUGCCGUGUCUAACGCUAAGUUCUUUCAAACUCACUUUUCCCGGGUUAAAAGCUCUGUUAAUAAUAAAAAUUGAGCAACUUAAGCGACAGCAACGAUUCACCUGCCAACUUUAUGCAUUAACUAUUCUUCUGCCCUCGAAUUAGAAAUUAAGGCUGUUCGAGAUGGGUGACAUACAUACUAAGUUUGUUGAGCGUCCCUGGCUUUUCAGUAGCAGUGAAUAGAUUACAAUACUGAGAGAAAAAACAAAUUCGAGAAGAAAGGAUAAGAUCUGAAACAAACCAAAGGAAUGAAAGAUUAUAAACCUUAUCUGUGAACUGUACUUUGUUUUGAGAAAUAACUAGACUGAAUAACUGAUAUCAUCAUACCUUAUGUCAGUAUUUAUUUAGAUGUAAUGUAGAUUCCUCGCAUAAAAACGGAUGGUUCAAAGGGACAGAACUGAAAACAAAACUGAAAUUUGUUUGGUUUAAAAAUAAGAGGAUUACUUUGUUUUAAUUUUAAUGACAGAAACCUUACCUUCAGAAGGACGGAUUCAAAUGGUUACUUCACGGACAGGUAUGAAAAAGGCCGGAGGGUUGGAGGAGGGAGUACUCCCUUAUAUGGCGUACACGGGGAUGUGUCGCUGGACAGGGUAUGGGUUUUGAUCUCUCUGUCCCAAACAGGGUGUAUAAAUUCGAGAGAGUCUGUUCUAAUUGUAAACAGGGUAUUGGCUGCACAAUUGAUCUGUAUGAUUUGGUUGAUGAAAUUUGGUUGUCUUGCAAGUAUACAAAGCAAGGAACUUUAAUUUGCUUUAUUGCAAUUGCCAAUAUUAAAUUGCUUUAAACAAGACGGCAUGCAUUUUGUCCUUUGUCCUAAACAGGGUAAUAAAAUUGAAGAUUUUUCUUGCUCUACAUAGUUUUAGUGUUUCAAACCCUCAGCGGCUCACCCAUAUGCACAUAUUGGUCGAGUAACCGCCUCCCCCCCACCCCCCUCCUACCUCCCCAGGGAGAAAAGUCUGAGACGUUACAGGAAACGAUUCGCAAAACCUUACAGGAAAACUAAAUCUGUCAACUUAGAGAAACCAGAAUGCAACCCGGACUCUCUAACUAACCCGGACCCUUUCCCACUGACCAAUCCGUGGCUUGGUUGCACUUCGUUUGGGUUUAUUUAUUUAAGCACUUUUAAAUUACUGAGGUUUGAGUAAAAGAGUAUCAUAAACAGCUUUUAAUUAAAGAUUAGCGUGUUUUACACCGUAUAAAUUUGCCCUUUCACCAUAAGAAGUGCGAGGCAAUGACCCAAAAGAGAUUGUUCUUUGUUGUUCAGAUUCCAUUGAACUUAAGCAGUCAUGAAAACAAUGUGGUUCUGGCAAUGAAGCUUCCAUAUUUUGAAAGCCAAGAUCUAAAUAACAUGAAAAGCAUCGUUCAAAGAACGAACAAAAAUGUCAGCAAGGUAUGUUGAACUUUACAUUUUUGCAUUGCUUAAUUAAGUCAACUCACAAGAAGUAGCCUUAAUUUACAUUGAAGGUCAGUUGGUCGAGGAUGCAGGGAAAAUACUGAACAAAGUUUUGUACAGGGGAACUCCGGCCCAGGUCAUAUCCCCUCAAGUUAUCCUUUCAUAUGCAGUGACAGUGAAACCUCGAUAUAACAAACCUCUAUAGAACGAAACAUCACUCCUAGCUCGGUAUAACGAGCGAUAUUCUUCUGCCCAGUAAUAAUAAGUAAAGUAUAUGGGAAAGAAUUACCUUAAUAUAACGAAACCUCGUUUCCGAAAACAUUUGGCUCUUCGUUACUUAGAGUUUUAACUCUAUAUCGUUUUUUUUUAUAUACUUAAGAAAACUUUCCACUGAAACGCACUCAAAUACCCUUUCAUAAAUUCGAUACAACCAUAGGGUCAGCACGUCAAUUAAAUUACAAAUACUUAGUAAAUAAAAUUCUGGCAAGAAAGGCGAAAUAGCUGCUAGUCGGAACUAACAAACCGCCACUGUGUAAACGACUUAUUGACUGAACCAAGUAAAACUAAUCACGAGAGAACGACUGGACAACUGACGAUUUCACUAACAAUAAACAACUAUUUUACUAUGACAAUAGACGGAUCGAAACGCACCAAUAACUACGAGUCUUCAUAACGAAUAUCUUCACGUCUUAACUGACAGGCUACCAAUAACAUCGCGACUUAAUUGACCAAUCAGGUCAAUAAACAUGAGUUCAAUACCAUCAACUGACGUGAUACAACUCAUUUUAACUCUGAAGAUCACUACCGCACAGGUUGUCGAGACGUCAGUCACUGUCAACAACGACAGUCCUAUUCAGGACUACGUUGACCCCGACGAUCAUAUACUCAACCUACUUAUGACUCCUAGGUUCAAAACCUUUCACGAUCUUAACAAAAGCGGGUCGGAUAUAUAUCAUUCAGGUUCGUUAAUCAAAAUCCCUAACAAUCUUUUACAGUGCCUGAAUCCUGAGAAGACGUAUACCCUCCGGGUGGGGCCUCCUUGAUGAAGGGGAUAAGGAGGGGGGGGUGCAUAUCACAUGUGAAUUACUUCUUAUUUUGAGCCUCCAAAAACAGAUUGAGCCUCCAGUUGGGGAUAAGGAGGGGGGGGUGCAUAUCACAUGUGAAUUACUUCUUAUUUUGAGCCUCCAAAAACAGAUUGAAAAUCAUUUACUUUCUUAGGAAUUUUUUGCACUUGCUUACGAUUCUGCACAAGUUCUGAAGCAAGCGCUGAACAAAGAACUAUGCUCUGUUAUUAACGACACGGCCCUUACUCUAGACGAUAAGGAGACGUUAUCAACUUGUAUAAAGAAGGUAACUAUUUAACUUUUUUACGUAAUGACAUAUUUAAUUUUAUCUAACCCUGCUAUAAAUGAUCCGGCUUCAGCUACUGAGAGGUGGCUCCACCAGUUUUUUUCUUUCUUUAGAACCUGAUUGUUUUCUUUCUAUUUAUUAUAAUAAUUACUAAUAAAGUCGCCGUCAAAUCCAGUUAGCCGUCUCACGGCGGGAUUUGAACCCGCGGCCUUGAGACUACUUAUAAGUGCAGCUCUCUGACCUCUCAUCCACUCUGCCAUCUUAAAUAAGGCGUUUGCACGACGGCGUCAUCAUACUACUACUACGACCGCAAUCCCUUUCGUUUUUCCUUUCAUAUUUAAAUUUAGUAAUCCCAGGGAGCUUUAAAUAGGAAAAGUCCUAAUUUGUACAAGAAAGCAAAACCAUGAAGGUGCACAUGGCCUUUUGUUAAGGGAGGCAGCCCAUUAGUUGUCCUCACUUUAUUUUGUUUUUCAUCUUUAUGAAUAGGUGAAAUUGAAUGGCAAGACAGGGAAAGUCCAGUUUGACGAGAUUGGAAAUAGAAAAGAAAUUAAUCUGGACAUUUUGAAUCUACAAAACAAUUCCUUUCAAAGGGUAAGUGUUGUGCGCCUAACGUGGAAUAUGCUUUGUGCAACGUAAGAAAGAAAGCAAUUAUCAAAAGUAAAAAGUUCUUUUAGUGAUAAAACUAUGUAAAACAUUUUACGAAUAUGGGCUGGAGGGAGACUAUUUUUUCAAUAAUCCCGAGGCCAAGUUUAGGAAUACAUAGAGAUUUUAAAGGAAAAAAAUAAGUGGCUUCUGAGGGACAAGUCAUUAAGUCAGAUUUGCAAUAUAGCCCACUAGUAGAAAUUUCUACGAGUACGAACUGACCAAUUCGUCCUUUAACUGCUACACCGCCCCUAAACGCUCGUGCGGAUCCAAGUCCCUUGAACCACUUGUUAAGUCAUCAGUUUUAACGGUCACAGGCAACUUUGUGAUCUCAGUCACUUGUGCAGAAAGGAAAAGAUCUUUCAAACUUUGCCAGAGUGGGUACGAUUCAGUCGGUCACGAAUCAAGGUAAAGUUGACCAAAAAGAAAAUAUGAUGCCAUUAGCAUGGGAAGAUGCAUGCCAAUCGCCUAAGAUUUAAGCUUUGCUUUUUUUUGACAACAGUAAAGCUACAACUGCCUGAUUUUUUGUUUGUAGAUAGGAACGUGGAAUUCAACCAAAGGUGCAUCAAUGUUUGGAAAUAUUUUACCAAACGUGAAUCUUCCAUCCGCCGGAAAAUCUUUGGAGGGAACAAAGUUGAGAGUUGUUACUGUGGAGGUAAUGGAGACUUUAACUUUGUACCCAGUGCAUGCCGGUUACCAAAGCAAAGCUUAGUUCAAGAUGGACAUGACGCGCGUUCGUGAAAUAAAAUUAUUUUAAUUUAUUAAGAUACAAUCAAAAGAUGAACUUCCAGGUUACUAUGAGCUGUAAAAAAUGGGGGCGUUUUGGUGUCUACAAUACGGUACUCUUUUUGGGGUCUAAUUUGACUCCGUUAAUCGGGGCCAUUGCAGUCCAAUUACCCAGGGCUGAUUUGGACCCAAGGACUGAGUCCCAGGGUAGGCUAAAACUGAUUCAUUUGAUAACGUUGUUUUGGCUUAAAUUGUGCUCAAAAAAGCUCUACAAGACGGUGAAUCAGACUUUGUCCUGCUGGGCUAAAUUGGCACUUUUACUGGUGAAAUACGAUCGAUGAUGGCAGCACGUGCACCUUUUUUAAGCAUUUUGCUACGUAAUAGAUUAGAAUAAACAUAUCAUGACAUAUGGAGGUCUCCUGAUUGACAAAAAGCUGUUACUUUUAAACUCUAAUUCAGAGCCCACCCUACGUUGUGAAGAAACAGGAUGGUGACAGCAUAUGGUAUGAAGGAUAUUGCAUAGACCUUUUCGAGGAAUUGGCUAAAAUUCUCAAGUUUUCGUAUGAGAUCUACCCUUCACCUGACGGGUUUUAUGGCGCUGAAACUGAAAAUGGUACAUGGGAUGGAAUGAUUGGGGAACUCAUAUCGAAGGUUUGCAAAAUCACUUUUCUUUUAAUUUUGUGUCUCAUAGAUAACAGGGUUGGUAGUUGACAAAUUGCUGGAAGGUUAGAACAAGAGAGGGAGAGAGAUUCAUUCUGUUAAUUUUGUUGAAUUAUUGAUAAAUGGUAUCUUUUAGUACUUUUACUAUAAUUAUUUAAUAAUCAUGGUUAUCGAUAUUCAGGUCUUAUCUUUAUAACUUAUGGCUUUUAGUAUUGUAAAGGACUUGGAGAGUUAUGAUAAUCGCAACAUAAGCUUUGUAUUAUUAUUCUCAUAAUAUAAAGCGUUUACUGCAAUUUUUUAGAUUUAUAAAACAAAACUCUAACUGGAUCAAAACGUGCGUCAUGGUAAGACUACACUAGUUUACAAACUCUGCAUGGAAAUGAUAAUGAUUGCAGAAAUAGCUCCAUGAUUAACUGACAGUCACUGGUCAGGAGCUUUGUACUCAUGAACAGUGAUAUUUUCAUAGCGUGCGGCAUCCUUUUCUUUCAGCGCGCUGAUGUCAGUGUAGCUUCUCUGACAGUAAAUUUCCAUCGGAAAAAAGUGGUGGAUUUUACUAUCCCUUACAUGUUUUACAUGAACGAAAUGUUGAUGAAGAAAACUUCCUCAAAAGAAGACAUGGACCUACUGCAGUUCAUGAGCCCAUUUCACAAUAACAUUUGGUUUUGCACUUUGGCAACGCUGGUUAUCAUUUCUGUAGCCGUGUUUGGAAUGAACUAUUACAGUCCUUAUGGGUACAAGGAUGAAAGUGGCCGUGGAACUUCAGAUGAGUUCAGUUAUUUCAAUAGUCUGUGGUUUGCCGUGGCUUGUAUGCUACAACAAGGUGGUGAUAACACCCCACGAAACUUGUCAGGUUAGUCCCAAUAGUUCUAAUAAUAAUUUUAAAAAAUCAGUAACACACUCACCGCAAUCCCUUCUUUGUUUUUACCACUUUACCACAUUUUGACAUUAUCUAAUGCUCUAUUACUGAACAGACGCACGACAACAUAGAGUCUCUUUGUCAAAUAGCUGCUCGGAAGGUUGCAAGGAAGAAGCGUUAGAGUUAGCAAUUCUUUCUUCUUCAUUUGCGUUUUAUAACGUAGCAGUUUAACCAAACUAAUAAUGUGCAAACGGUAGAUGAUCAUUGACCAAUUAGACCGCGCGCUUUACUUUUGUUGUAUUAUAAUCGGUAAUGGUGUAGAUUUGUAUUUCGGUGAAUGUAUUGAAUUUUUUGUUCCAGUGGCAGCCUUAAUCUAACAAUUUUAAAAUAAUAGGAUUAAUUUUUUGCAGGAAAUUCACUUUUCAGAAAAAAAAUCUAGCAACAUACAUAAUUGCUCUGCCGGGAACUUUCCGGCCAUUACCUUUCUUAUCCAUUAUUUUACUUGUCUGUGCCUAUUUAUUUCAAUAAAGGCCGCAUUCUAGCUGGAUGUUACUGGUUUUGUAUUUUGAUCUGGGUCUCUACCUACACUGCCAAUCUCGCCGCCUUCUUAACCGUCAAAAAUGCCGAGAGUCCCAUCAACAGCCUUGAAGACCUUGCAAAGUCAAAUUAUGAACUCGGAGUUAUUCCCUCAACCACCGAAUAUGAAUACUUUAAAGAAAGUCAAGACCCAACACUCCAGAAAAUAUGGCGUAGAAUGGAAGCUGGGAACAGUUUCCCAAAAAAUGGAACUGAGGGUGUUCAAUGGGUCAGAGAAAGAGAAAACUUUGUCUUCAUUACUGAUGGUCCUUUUCUCCGGCAUAUGGCCAAGCAACCUCCUUGUGAUCUUACAACAGGUAUUUUCUUCACACCUUUAGUUAACAAAUACGUAGUCAAAAGUAGUUAAAAAUCAUAUGGUUGUUACGUUGUUGUUGAUGACAAACAGUUAAAUAAUAAUCUCAUAAAGGGUCAGUGGUAUCAUCUGUGUAGCCUGUGUGCCUGGCAAUGUUAAUCGCGUUUGUCUGCCUCAUUUCACAAUACUUCUGUUUUCUGGUUUGGUUUGACUUAGGCUGUAAAGCCCUGUAAAAAGGACAAGUCAAGUUGAGCGACCUUAUUUUCGCAGCGGCUUCUCAGGCAAACACUCCUGCACCCUAGUGUUCCGCCAGUUACCCUGGAGACCUAUGUGUAGCUGGAUGAAAUAUCGAUCGUUAAUGUUAAAAUACAAGCCAUAAUCAGCGGAUGUUAAGUACAUGACGCAUGUUUUGGGAUACCCAGUGAACUGAAACUGCGCACAUACAGUUCAUGUAUAUAUAUAUGCACAGUAAUUAAUAACGGCCCUCAAUAUCUCGAUUCUUCAGGGUAAAUAUUAUGGGUUCGAGUUCCAUACAUUGCAAGUUCGAGUUAUCGGGGAUGAAAACAAAUAAUCAGAAAUAGGCCUUUUAUACAUACAAUAUUUUAUACAUACAAUAUAUAUUUACAUAUAUAUUUGUACAUAUUUGAUCACGAAUUUAUCAAGAUUAUUGUGCAUGUGUCUCUUUCUUUCUUCAGACCUGUUGCUAUUAUUAUUAUCAUUAUCAUCAUCAUCAUUAUCCAUUAUCAUUAUCACGAUCAUUAUCAUUAUCAUUACCAUUGUUAAAAAUAUACAAUAGAAUAAAUGACAACAACUUUAUUACAAACAUUAUCCAAUAAAGGAUUACAGUAUAUAAGCAUUGAUAAAAGUUAUUACAAAUUCAUUGAUAAAAAUCUAUUUUAAAAAAUAUUAAAAGCCCUAGGCUUGGUCUAAAACUGUUCUAUGAAAUGAUUGAAAAAAAUAGAACGUGUCUACUUUAUCUUUCCAAUUAUACAUUUGAGAUUUCUGCCCAGCGAAAAUCAGAGUUCAACUUAUGUUUGGCUUUCUAGAGCCUCUUACACGUAACACUGCUGAUCCCAAUAAGUUAAAAGAAAUUUUUGCCCUCAGUCAGCUAAUUACAAUGCUAUAUAAUUAUAGUCUAUCUACUUCUUCUCCACCAAUAGAACAAUGCUUUAUUUCCAUGUUAUUAACUGUCACAUUGAACAAGUUGACUUGUUCCGAAUUUAUCUCGUACGAGUGUUUUUUUCAGUCUUUAUGUCAUUAUCUUAUCUAAUGUAACCUUUAUGUCAUAGCUUUGGAAAAUAUAACCUUGCGCAAUCUGCAUGUAUUGCAUUGGUUAUAGCUUGGCCACCCGAAAUAUCAUUGCAUUAGCACGUGUUUCAGUUCAUGGGUUAUGCAGUUUAUUUAAAAGUCCAAAAGUUUAAAAAAGAUACUUCACUUACCCAUCACAUUAUCUAAAUCAUUUCCUUGGCCAUAAUGGUGUCCGUUCAUUUCUCCCCGCAAACAGAUCUCACCCUUAGCAAUCCAUAUUGUACAGUACGGGGCUUAUUAGCAAGCGAGCAAGGGUUAUAAACAUCUCUUUUCUUAUUAGUUCCAGGUCUAAGUUCACCCUACGGACUUGCAUUCGCCCUUCAACCCAAUGAUUCCCGUACCAUUAACUUUACGCUGGCAAUUCUACGUCUUCAAGAAAAUCAUUUCCUCGAGGAUCUUUAUCGCAAAUGGUGGCAAACAUCGGAUACUUGCUCACAGGAAGAAAAUACACGUAAGAACGUUCAAAUUCUCUAUCGGACUAUUUUAUUCCAGGACAAAAAUAUCUUUUCCAUCUUUAAACAAAGCAAUAGCAUCGGAGUAUAGGCCUAACGUUAUCAUGAAUCCAUUACCCUAAGGUUUGACGGCAAAAUAACAAUAACACUAGUUACUGGACCGUCACAUGACAUUUUUUUUUUUUUGCAUGAAAUCACGUUACUCGUUUAUUUUUUGGCGAAAUGAACGGGGUAGUUCUUUUGUAACUUUUUGCACGUGCAAAUAGAGUUAAUAGAGCUGUUGAUUUCAAAUAGUAAAGUGUUUAACUUCUUGGCUUUUUUCUGUUUCAUUUCAGUUUUGUCCCAGAAGCAAAUUGAUGUUAAAAGUAUGCUGGGUGUGUACAUUGUUCUAAUUGUAGGGAUAGUGUUAGCAUUUAUCACGCUGAUGGCCGAGAUUCAAUGGAAAAAGGGGCUGAAAGAGAAAGUUUUUAACAAAUUUCGAAGGUGA
Messenger RNA from Porites evermanni, 23002 nucleotides. The record is from the annotation of a GenBank genome assembly. Lineage: Eukaryota; Metazoa; Cnidaria; Anthozoa; Scleractinia; Poritidae.